CAUAAAAACAACAAACAAAGAGGUUUUCUAUAGUAUCACACAAUGAGGUCUUCUCUUGCUAUGUUUUCUCUUCUAUUUGCUUUCUUGUUAAGUGGCACCAUAGAAGCAAGGAAAGAUCCUGGGGAGUAUUGGAAAGAGAUCAUGAAAGACCAGCAAAUGCCAGAAGGACUUCAAGGCCUUCUUCCAUUCCAAUCUGAAAAUAAUCCCAAGACUCAAGAGCAACUUGUUAAAGAUUCCAAGCAUGAAUGUGAAGAGCCUCUUGCUACAAAUGUUGGUGAACUCAAGUCAAGUGCUAAGAAGAAUGAAGAUAUUGAACCCAGACCAAGUGUUACUAAAUAUGAUGAUUUUGAACCACGACCAAGUGUUACUAAGUAUGGUAAGUCUGAGUUCAAGUCAAGUGCUACCAAAAAAGAUGAUAUUGAACCCAGACCAAGUGUUACCAAGUAUGGUGAUUUUGAACUCAAGUUGAUUGCUAGCAAGAAGGAUGAUAUUGAACCAAUACCAAGUGUUACUAAGUAUGGUGAUUUUGAACCACGAUCAAGUCUUAUGAUGUAUGAUGAUUUUGGAGUCAAGUUAAGUGCUAACAAGAAUGAUGAUAUUGAACCUAGACCAAGUGUUACCAAGUACAGUGAUUUUGAGCCACGAUCAAGUAUCACUAAGUAUGACGAUUUUGAAUUCAAGUCAAGUGCUAGUAAGAAAAAUGAUAUUGAACCUAGACCAAGUCUUACAAAGUACGAUGAUUUUGAACCAAGACCAAAUAUUUCCAAGUACGGCGAUUUUGAACCUAGACCAAGUAUUACAAAGUACAAUGAUUUUGAACCAAGACCAAGUAUCACAAAGUAUGAUGAUUUUGAAUCAAAACCAAGUACCACAAAGGUUGAUGAUUUUGAGCCAAGGCCAAAUAUUUCCAAGUAUGAUGAUUAGCUCCUUUUAGAAAAGAAAGUUGCUGAAAAAUAUCGCAAUCUUAUCUUUGUAUCAAAAGAAUAACUGAUGUGUAAAAUAUUAUAAUUUCUAAAUAAUUUCAGCUAUCUUUCUCAAAA
Molecule: messenger RNA, 1040 nt
Organism: Vigna unguiculata (cowpea)
Lineage: Eukaryota; Viridiplantae; Streptophyta; Magnoliopsida; Fabales; Fabaceae
Source: RefSeq, a predicted model, not a curated record